CGCUGCCCAACGCUGGUAGCUCACACACACACGAGGUUCCUCUGACCUUCAGACACCAGAGUCCAGGGCUGAGUGGCUUCUCCGAGAGGAACGAAGGAGGAACUCAGGGGGCUUGUGUUCAGAGCAGAAUGGAGGUGGAGAUGUUAAGUGGAAGAGGCUCCAAACCUAGCGUGGCUUCUUGUACACUCACGAAAGUGGCUCUGAUCACGUUGGUGUGUUUGUGCCUUGCUCUACUUAUUGCUGUCAUUGCAGUCUCACAGAAAACAGCCAAAGAAGAGUUCUGUCUAACGCCGGAGUGCAUCGAAGCAGCUGGCUCCAUUCUGAACAAAAUGGACCCCAGCGCCAACCCGUGUGAUGAUUUCUACCAGUACGCGUGUGGAGGCUGGCUCAGAGAAAACCCCAUCCCAGAAGAUUCCUCCAGCUAUGGGAUCUAUCCCUGGCUCCGGCACAACGUGGACCUCAAACUCAAAGAGCUGCUGGAACAGCCCACUGCGGACGGAGACAUCGAGGCAGUGAAGAAGGCAAAGAUGUUGUACCGCUCCUGUAUGAACGAGACUGCCAUCGAGAUGGUGGACUCCAAGCCGCUGCUGAAGGAGCUGAAGAAGCGUGAGUUCCGCUGGCCCGUCCUGGGUGACACUCUGGGAUCUGACAUACAGUGGGAUGUGAGAAAGUUUGACCUGCUCCAGACACUGGCUCAGAUCCGCACUCAGUACAGCAAAUCCGUCCUGCUGCGUCUCUACGUCUCUCCUGAUGACAAGAACUCUCAGGUGUUCAUCAUCAAGCUGGACCAGGCAUCCUUGGCUUUAUCCAGAGAUGAUUACAUCACCAACAGCGCUGAGGCACAAACAAAUCGAGAGGCUCUCCUGAAGCUCAUGGUGGACGUGGCCGUCAUGCUGGGAGCCAGUGAGCAGGCAGCUGAGACUCAGAUGAAAGCAACGCUCGACUUUGAGAUGAAAGUCGCUCAGAUCAUGAUUUCUUAUGAGAACCGCACCAGUGAGAACAUGUACAACAGAUACAGCCUGUCUAAACUACAGCGCACUAUCCCUGAGUUUAACUGGUUGACGUUUGUUCGAGCAGCGAUCGACUCUAAACUCCAUCCAGAUCUUUCCAUCUCGUCCUCGGAGCAGGUGAUCGUUCGAGCUCCUCAGUAUUUGAAGGAUCUUUUCCGGCUGGUUAAUGUGACAGAGAGCAGGACGGUGGCGAAUUACGUGGUGUGGAGGUCCAUCCUGUCCCGAGUCACCACGCUGAGCCGACGUUUCCUCUACAGAUACCUUGAUUUCGCUCGAGUGACGACAGGAACUACGUCUCUGAUGCCUCGAUGGGACAAGUGUGUUAAUUACGUGGAGAGCACAUUAAUGUAUGCCACUGGACGCCUGUUUGUUGAUAAGCAUUUUCAGGAAGAUAAGAAACAUAUGAUGGAGGAACUGAUUGAUGGCAUCCGCUGGGCAUUUAUUGACAUGCUGGAGAAAGAAAAUGACUGGAUGGACACAGAAACCAAGAUGAAGGCCAUUGAGAAGGCCCAUGCCGUUCUGCCUAAAGUGGGUUAUCCAGAAUUCAUCUUGAACAACACCUACAUCAACGAGGACAUCCGACAGUUAUCGUUUUUGGAGAAGGAUUAUUUUGGGAAUGUGAUGCAGACAUUGCGUUUCAUCUCGCAGUCAGACAUCGGCUGGCUCAGAACUACUGUUCCACGCACAGAGUGGUUCACAAGUCCAACAACUGUGAACGCUUUCUACAGCUCCUCCACCAACCAGAUCAGAUUUCCAGCAGGAGAACUCCAGAAGCCGUUCUUCUGGGGACUGAACUAUCCUCAAUCGUUAAAUUACGGAGCGAUUGGUGUGAUCGUUGGACAUGAACUCACACAUGCUUUUGAUAACAAUGGUCGGAAAUACGAUAAAGACGGGAAUCUGAAUCAGUGGUGGAGCAACGCUUCAGUCACCAACUUCAACGAUAAAACUCAGUGUAUAAUCAACCAAUACAACAACUACUCCUGGAAGGAGGCGGGGCUUAAUGUGAAAGGGAAGAGAACGCUGGCAGAGAACAUUGCUGACAAUGGAGGAAUCCGGGAAGCUUUCAGGGCGUACAGGAGGUGGGUGCAGAAGGAAAGGUCAGGGGUCGAGGAGCCGUUAUUACCAGGAGUGGGUCUGACCAACAAUCAGCUCUUCUUCCUCAGUUACGCUCAUGUUCGUUGUAGCAGUUACAGACCCGAAGCAGCUCGUGAUCAGAUCCUCAGUGGAGCUCACAGUCCUCCUAAAUACAGGGUCAUCGGUGCUAUGAGUAAUUUCGAGGAGUUCCGAAAGACUUUUAACUGCCCUACAACAUCAAUCAUGAACAGGGGGGCGGAGUCAUGCCGGGUGUGGUAGCACUGGAGAGCAUAGCAAGUUCUAAGCUCCUGAACAUGGACCAAACCUCAACCACUGUGUACUAGCCAGAACCAGACCUCUGUAGACCACUGUAUCUCCUGUUCUCAUUCACUGGAACCCAAGAACAUUUCGAGCAUCAUGUUCUUCUCCUCAUCACCUCCAUCUGAUCUCUGCUGUAUGACAAACUGGAAAUCUAAACAUGUUUGUGGAACCUGAAUGUUCUGUAAAUGAGAUCCAUCCUCCACAGUUCUUUGGUUGUCACUCAGUGAAGUGUGGAACCUUACACCUGAGUGAAUCCCUAUAGUUCCAAGCAGAACCCUUUAGAAAGGUGUGAACGUUUAAAGAACCAUUUUUCUUAAUGGAUAGUUAAGGUUUUUUAGCUUCUAGCAAAAGGACACGACUUUGUUAUAGGGUUCUACAUAGAACCUUCCAGGGUUCCUUAUAUCUAACAAACCAUAAUACCCAAAAUUCAUUGGCUAGGGUUCUACUCAGGGGUCUACACAGCACAUUUAAGGGUUCCAAGUCAAAAAUAUUUUAGAACUAGAUGUAUUUUUCCCUAAGAGCAUUCUAAUGUAACGUUUAGGAAAAAAGGCUGCAAUUUAGAAUGAUUGAAGAGUCUCUGGAUGUUCCUCUGAGGAACCCUUAAAGGUUCUAUGUAGAACUUUUACCAUAGAGUGUUUUCCUCUCAAAAUGAGUUCCAAGAAGAAACAUUUUAGAAAGGUUCAUUAUAUAUAUAUUUUUUAAAUCUAAUUGGAUAGUUAAAUUUUCUUAGUUUUAAAAAAAUGUAGAACCCAUAGUGACAGGGGAACACUGUUGUAAGGUUCACUAUGUAGAACCUUUUAUGGUUCCCAAGAGGAACACCCAAAUAAUGCUUAAGAAAGUUCUACAGUGCCUUGAAAAGGUUUUCAUACCCCUUGAACUUUUUCACAUUUUUCCACCUUAC
Neoarius graeffei (lesser salmon catfish) is the source of this 3306-nucleotide messenger RNA. RefSeq names its product phosphate regulating endopeptidase homolog, X-linked (gene phex). The transcript is spliced from 22 exons. Gene Ontology annotation, cellular component: plasma membrane. Gene Ontology annotation, biological process: protein processing. NCBI's taxonomy places the organism in Eukaryota, Metazoa, Chordata, Actinopteri, Siluriformes, Ariidae. The coding region runs from base 129 to 2363 and encodes 744 amino acids. Gene Ontology annotation, molecular function: metalloendopeptidase activity. The record is from RefSeq and is a predicted model, not a curated record.